Syngnathoides biaculeatus (alligator pipefish) is the source of this 6697-nucleotide messenger RNA. RefSeq names its product golgin A4 (gene golga4). Gene Ontology annotation, biological process: Golgi vesicle transport. The transcript is spliced from 26 exons. Gene Ontology annotation, molecular function: small GTPase binding. Bases 139 to 6390 code for a protein of 2083 amino acids. NCBI's taxonomy places the organism in Eukaryota, Metazoa, Chordata, Actinopteri, Syngnathiformes, Syngnathidae. The record is from RefSeq and is a predicted model, not a curated record. Gene Ontology annotation, cellular component: Golgi apparatus.
GCAGAAGGCUCUGUCACCUGCCCGAACAGGGAAGUCAAACAAGAAGCACUGGAUGUAAAAUCAAAACAUUUCUCUGACCAGUAGCCGUCCUCUGCUUGUCAACUUUUUUUUUUUUUUUGACAAACAAGACGAGAAAAGAUGUUCAAAAAACUCAAGCAGAAGAUCAACGAGGAGCAGUCGCCGCAGAGGAAUGCGCAGACUCCCCAACAGGCCCAGAUGGGCUCUGGAGAACGUCGGAGCAGCCAAACCCACCCAUUUUACCAUGAUCGUGUUCCCUCUCCUGGUGACAGAGAGCAGUCUCAGUUUGAAGAUACAGACAAGACUGAGGUGUUGGCCGGGAUGAUAGCAGAGCCCGCUUUUCUCUCUGAGUAUACUAUCUUUGCUCUGGACCAUUCAAAACGACCCAAAACGGCCCAGGUAGCCAGUGUGAGUUCGUCUCAAGGGCCCCCGAGGUCUCCCAGGGGAGGUAUCAAUGGGGAUGGAAGUGUCUCUCCUCAUAGAGAAGAACCGCAGUCCUUUGCCCAAAAACUACAGCUGAAGGUUCCCUCAAUGGAGUCCAUAAUUCGGGGUGGUGCCAUUCGGGCUGAACACCUCUUCCGCUCUCCAUCUAAAGAAAGUCUAGUCCGGAGCUCAUCACGUGAUUCGUUGACACAUUUAGGGGAAAACGAAGUCGCUGGCGCCCCUACAUACGACCCACCUUCAGAUAUUGAGAGCGAGACUGACGAGGCUCCAGGGAAUGCUGAGUUUCUUUCCAAAGACCAGCUGCUGCACCGUUUAGUCAGAGUGGAGGCAAGUCUGGGGAAGUAUCGUGGGAAAUACUCAGAGCUUGUUACUGCAUAUCGUACAGUGCAACGAGAUAAAGAAAAAACACAGGCCAUCCUCAGCCAGUGUCAAGAUAAAUCUCUCCGCAGAAUAGGAGAACUACGAGAGGAGUUACAAAUGGACCAGCAGGCUAAGAAACACCUUCAGGAGGAGUUUGAUGCCGCUCUGGAAGAGAAAGACCAGAUGAUUUCUGUCCUGCAAACUCAGGUUGCUUUGCUAAAGAAACGAGUUCAAGGAAUCUCUGAUGGUGCUUUGCUUGCUGAGGGUGAGCUCCCCAUAUCUGCAAAUGCAAAACAGUCCGAAUCCACAAGCCCUUCUAAGGACCAUGACGUAGAGCCUGAAAUACCUGAGGAAGAGGGGGUCAGUGAUCCUGCUAAACUAAUGGAGGCUCUGCAGAAGAGAGUGAAGAGGCAAGAAAACUUACUACACAAGUGCAAAGAAAUGAUACGUAUACACAAGGAGCGCAGCGCCCACAUUAGUAGUGAAAAUGAAACACUGCAAGAGCAGCUGCAGGAGAGACUGCAAGAACUGGAAAAGAUGAAGGAGCUGCACACAACAGAGAAGUCUAAGCUGAUAAAUCAGUUGCGUGAUGUCAAAAACCAAAAUGAACAGCUGGAGCAGGACAAGGGUAUGGUGAUUGCUGAGACAAAGCGGCAGAUGCACGAAACUCUGGAAAUGAAAGAAGAGGAGAUUGCACAGCUCCGGUCCAGGCUCCAGCUGGCUAAUACCCAGAAUGAAGAGCUACAGGACCUGAAGGAAAAGGCUGAGAAAUCAGCGUUUGAAGAGCUUGAAAGGGCAUUGGGUUCAGCACAUAGAGCUGAGGAAGCACGAAAGCAGCUGCAGAUUCAGAUGGAAGCGCAAAUGAGUGAAGCGGAAAGAGUCAAUGAAGAAGAGAGGAAGAGUUUGCAGCAGGAGCUCACACGGGUCAAACAAGAGGUUGUCACAAUCAUGAAGAAAUCAUCUGAAGAAAGUUUGGCCAACAUGCAACAAUCCCACAGUGAAGCCCUGGCUGCCAAAGAAGAGGAGAUCAGCACCAGAAUCCGCAAAGCUGUGGAGCAGUGUAAAGAGGAGUUUGCUCAGGUAAUCAAAGAUAAAGAGCAGGAGGGAUCGCUGGCUUUGGAGGAUGCAGAGUUACAGAGGACAGCUCUUAUUGCAGAGGGCGAGAAUAGACGUAAAGAGAUGCAGGAAGAGCUGGAAGUAGCUAAAACUAGAAUAAUGGAGUUGGAGAGUUCCCUGGUGAAAACGACCCAAGAGGAAACUGUGUCAUCCCAAGAACAGUCAAGUCUGUUGGACCACUUAAAGAAGAACCACAAAGAGCAAAUGUUGGCAUUACAGGAAGAGCACCAGGCACAGCUGGAAAAGCACAAGGAAGCCCUAUCCCAGCAGCACAUUACUGCUCUGGAAGAGCUCAAGGAAAAACAGAGGCUAGAAUCAGAGACACUUCUGAAAGAGAAAGACCUCCAAAUUCAUAUGCACACAGAGGAGAUGAAUCAGAAACUGGAUGCAAAGGAGGCUGAGCAUCAAGCACUUGCAGCUGAACUUUCUGACAUUUUGAAGAGUAAACAACUUUUGGAACAAAAGUUGGUUGAUGUACAAGAUGCACAUUGUUUAGCUCUGCAGGAUCAGGUAGCAAAGCACAGUGCAGAAAUGGAAAAUGUUAAGCAAGUGCAUGAACAGUCUCUUGGAGGAAUGGAAAAAAUACUGAAGGAGGAACUUAAUGCUUUGAAAAUCAUUUUAAGGGAAAAGGAAACGGAAAUUGAAGACCUCAUUCAAAAGGAAAAAACGCUUAAAGAAAAAUCAGAUUGUGCUCUGGAAGAGCUCGAUGUCAGAGAAAAGCAACUGGAGGAUUUGAAGCAAUCUUUAUCACAGCUCCAGAUGGAAAAUUGUAACUUGAAAGAAGGUAAUGAAGCAUCAAAUAAAAUCUUAAACGAUCUUGCUCAGUCUAAGAACAACUUGACAGAUUUGCAGCAUCUGCUUGAAGUAGCAAAAAAUGAAUGUCAACACAAAGAGUUAUUACUCCAAGAAUUACAACAACAAUUACAGCAGAGCCAAAACCAACUCUCUGAGCAGGAAAAAUCACAUAGUGAAGAGCUUAACACUAAAAAGGAAGAGCAAACAUGUCUUCAGAAACAGUUGGAGGAUGAAAAAGUUGCAUGGGAGAAGAAGCUGAAGAACACUAUAACCGAGAUGGAAUCUAAAAUUAAAUCGCAGGAAACAAAGAUGGAAAAGUUCAAACAGAAGGCCAAAGAAAUGCAAGAUCACUUUAAGAAAAAGAUCCAGCAGAAAGAAGAAUCCAUGAAAGUUGCACUUGCAAAGAAAGAUGCAGAGCUUCAACAAAAAGAGCAGCAAGUUCAAGAGAAAAUUUUAGAGAUGGCCCAAAAAAAUUCCCAAGGCUUGAGUGAUACAAUGUCAGAGCUGCAGGCUAAUCAUUUGGGGGAAGUUGAGAAACUACGUGAUAUCCACAAACAUGAAAUCUUGGAACUGGAACACCAUUGGCAUGAAAAGUUAGUACAGCAGGAGGAGGAAUUAGUGGAAAAACAUUUGCACGUAUUACAGGAAAAGGUACAGGAACUGGAAGAAUGUUCUUUAGAACUUGACAGGAGCAAAGAGGAUAGUGCGCAAGUACUUAAUGCAAUGAAGGAUCUAAAGGAGGAGCUUACAAUUAAAGAAACAACUGUUCAAAAGCUGAAAGAAGAACUUCAAGAAGCAGGCAUUAAGCUUGAAGGUUUGUCAACAAGGGACACUUUGCUGAAAGAGCAACUGGAGUCAGUGGAAAGGAACCUCAGCCAGGCUAUGAAUGAGCGAGACUCCCUAAGGGACAAGCUCAAUAUGACAGAGGAAGAAAGCAGAGAGAAAUUAAAAACUUUGUCAGACAAGUUGGAGGACAUGGAUAAGCAGCUUCAAGCUGUUGAAGGUUCCAGAGGCAAGGAAUGCGUGGACUUGCAGAAUAAAUCUGAAGAAGGUGCCAUUCAGAGAGAGGCUUUGGAAACACAUUUCCAUCAGCAAGUCAGCAAAAUGGUGGAUGGAGCCUCUGAACUUUGUCAGAAAAUUGACUUUAGAGUCUCUGAUUUAAAAGAGAGAAUUCUAUGUAGCCAGAAAAAUAUUGUGCACCUUAAAAAUGUUGUUUCUUGCAAAGUACAUAGUGUUUGCACUUUAGAGGAGAAUCUUCGCAAGAAGACGGAGGAGAAUAACAAUCUAUGCAUUUCAUUACAACAGUUGACUGCUCAGGUAAAUGCUCACAUGGAGCAAAUCAAAGCCUUAACAAAUGAAAAUGAGAACAAUUCUCUUUGUAUCAGUGAAAAAGCCCUGAAGAUUGAGGAGCUAAAUGAAUUAAACAGAGUCAUAUCAAUGAAUUUGAAAGAAAAUGAGUUGCAAGUGAAUAACUUGGAAAGCAUCAUCAGUGACUUAAAACAUCAACUAGAAGGUAAGGAAGAAGCCAUAUUUAAGCUGAAGCAGCAGCAUGAAGAGGAGAGACAAAAGGCUUUAGCUCAUACAGAAGAGACCAUUCAGAGUUUACAACAAGAGCGAGAGUCCGUCUCGGAGCAGGUAAAUACCCUCAGAGACAGUCUUUCUGAGAGUGACAACAUUGUCGCAUCUCUAAGGACAAGGCUCGAAGAGCUGGAGCACGAUGUUUCUGAGAAGAAUGAAGCUUUGCAAAGGCUGACGGUGAGUUUUGACAAUCAGUCCAUCAGCAAGUCUGAGAUGGACCAAGUUUUGAGCGAAAAGGAAUUGAAGGUGAGCGGGCUGACUGCAGAACUUGAAUGCUCCAACCAUCGGCUAUGCGAGCUGCAGGAACAGUUGACCUUAAAGAUGAAAGAGUGUGAACAACUCACAUGUGACCUCAAACAGCAGCACAGCAUCAGGGAGAAUGAGAGGGAAGAAACGGUUGAAAAGCUGCAGCAGAACAGCCACUUGGCGCAAGAUAUGGUGGAAAAACUGCACCACCUCGAGGAGGAUAAUCUAAAGUGCAAGAGCCAACUUCGUACUCAGGAAGACGAAUUUGAAAGGUUGAAAGAACAGAUUUUGAAAAGCAAAGAUGAGUGUGUAAAGGAAACUGAGGAUAGGUUGACAGCAGAGAGUGCUCGGAAAGUUUCAGAGCUAAAGAAGAAAGCUGAACAGAAAAUUGCUCAAAUUAGGAAGCAGCUAACUACACAGCUUGAUGAAAAAGACGACCUUAUAAAGACGCUUCAGGCUAGCUUUGAGGAGGUUAAGAAAAAUGAAGCUGCUGAUAAAGAAUUCAUUGGCACAUUAGAGGAGAAAAACAAAUCUCUUGAGGUUCUUGUCAAGCUCAAAGAAGAGCAGGCAAGCCAACUGGAACAGACUCAGGAUGACGAGAGGCGGAUGAUGCAAAAGUCUUUAGAUGAUCUGAAGAACAUAUAUGAAGAGAAGCUGUCUGCACUUCAGCUAGAUUCAUUGCACCAAGCAGAGCUCAAACAAGCAGAAACACUUGAAAAUGAAUCUAAGCUUAAAGAAGUAAUGAAGCAGAAUGAAGCAUUCCUUGAAGAAGUUAGGACUCUGAAAGAAGAAAUUCGACAGAAGGUUGUUCAGUGUGAUCAACUUGAACUUGCCUUGAUAAAGGCCCAACCAUCAUUUGAACCUGACAUGAAGGUGGAGUGUAGUAGUUUUCAACAAACGGAAAAAAUGUUGGAAAAUGAGAUGAAAAAUCACUCGCCUGAACUUGAUGAGGAUUCUCUUGAGUCGCUCAAGAGCAAACUUAAUCAGAUGAAGAAUGAGAAGGAGAAAAUCCACAAAGAUUUUACCAGGUUACAGAAAGAUAUCAGACUAAUGAGGAAAGAGCAUGAUCAGGAACUUGAAUAUGCAAAGAAACAGUUAAUGGAGGAGAGUGAAAACAAAAUCAAAUUGGAAUUAGAAGACAUCGAAAUGAAGCACAACUCCUCAAUCAAGCAGUUAAUGAGGGAGUUCAACACACAAAUGGCCGUAAAAGAGAAGGAGAUAGACACAGCAGUGAAAGAAGCCAUUGGUAAUGCCCAGGUUGUGGAGGCAGAGCUUCUCAGUAGUCAUCGAGAGGAAACCAUUCAGCUGAAGAAGGCGAUUGCCCAGAGGGAAGAUGAAUUAAACAAAACUGUUCAGAAAUAUGAGCAGGUCAUACAGAGUCGAGAAGAGGAGAUGGGGACACGAGUGUGGCAGGUCCAGAAAGAACUGGAGGAACUCCAAGCUAGGAACUGCAACACUACUGAGAUGAGCCCUGAGGAACUACAGGCGCAGCUUGCUGAGAAGACGACAUUACUGAGUGAAGCUCGACUGAAGGAGCAGGGCUUUGUUGAGAGGAUUCACUCGCUUGAGGACAAGAUUAAAUGCUUCCACCGGAACACAGUCAUAACUCAUCUGGGGAGCACAUACAAAGAUGCAUCACUCAACAAAGCCGAGCCCCUCUCAGAAGCCACUGAGCUGGAGUACCUGAAGAAAGUGCUCUUUGAGUACAUGAUGGGGCGAGAAACAAAAACGAUGGCCAAAGUGAUAACGUCCAUGCUCAAGUUUCCUCCGGACCAGGCUCAAAAGGUUUUGGACAAAGAGGAGUCCAAAGCAACACAUUGGUUGAGUGUCUGAUGCUUUGCGAUGAAAAUCAUGCUGCUGCUGCUGCUGCUGCUGAUGGGGAAGACUGCCAAGGAUUUGAUCAAGCCCUCCUCUGCAUAAUGUAUUUGUGUAUGUAUGCGUGUAUGAAUGCCUAAUGGGAUUUUAUCGUGCUCUGUAUACUUUGGAAUGUGUGUUACACUACAAGUAUGAGGAACUUCAAACACAGAUCUUCCAUAAAUCUGCAUAUUUUUUGCGAUUAACUUGUGUUUUCCGAAGUAUGAUUUUUUAUUCUCUGUGUCCAUACUGAUUGGCGUGCAAUAAAUGGUACUCUUAUCACAUA